AAAAGCUCUUGAGCCUUAAUCUGAAUGAAUUAGAUUCUUGUUGGCCUUUAAUUAACUUCGUCGUAAAUAUCUAAUCAAAAUUAUCAACUUUGCAUAGUUUUAAUUGGUUUUAUUUAUUUGUUUGUUUUAUUAUCAUUCUGAAGAUGAAUGUGGAUGAAAGCUGGAGAUCUCCUCAGUUCCGUCAACAAGUGCGAAAGAAAUUGGAAGACACAUUUAAAUCCUUUCAAUCAUCAGAAUCAAAUCGUGAUUUUAAUCAACUUGAGGCGACAAUUUUCAACAAUUCCAAGUACAGAGAUGAUUAUAUUAGAAAUGCCUGUAAAGUAAUAGCGGCCUUCAAGGAUAAAUCUCGGCAACAAGCUCAACAAGCGACAAUGUCAGCUAAUCUUGGAGAUGAAAACUUGACUUUAGCUGGUGUUCAUGGAGAUAAUCAAAUACGAGUGAAAACAGAGCCAAUUGAAGGAGUUCAACAAAUGCAGCAACUUAAUCCCAACCAGAUGAAUGUGGAUGAAAACUGGAGAACUCCUCAGUUCCGUCAACAAGUGCGAAAUAAAUUGGAAGACACAUUUAAAACCUUCCCUACAGCAAAUCGUGAUGUUAAUGCUCUUGAGGUGACAAUUUAUAACAAUUCCAAGAACAGAGAUGAUUAUAUUAAAAAUGCCUGUAAAGUAAUAGCGGCCUUCAAGGAUAAAUCUCGGCAACAACAAGCUCAACAAGCUCAACAAGCGUCAAUGACAGUUAGUCAAGAUAUGGUACCAACUGUAUCGACAACUACCCAAGAUCCUAUGAGUGCUUUACAAAACCUUGCUAGUUUCCCUGCUUCUGAUAACCAAACGACCUUGAUUAAAACAAUUCCAAUCAAUAGUAACAUGCAUGAUCAAAAUAAUAUGAUUGGUGUCACAGUUACUCCAGCAAACAUCGCUCUAUCAGGUGGACAUGGAGGUAAUCAAAUUCAAGUGACAACUCAACCAAUACAAUCAAUUCAACAAAUUCAACCCAUGCAACAAAUGCAAAUGCAGCAAAUCAAUACAAACCAGGGAGGUAUUCAGAUUCAAGCUAUGGGGACCACUCAGUCACCUCAAAUUCAAAUGACCACAAUAUCAGCCGGUGGUCCUCAAAUGGUCCAUCAUCAUCAACAACAACAGCAACAACAACAACAACAACAGCAACAACAACAUUUACAACAUCAACAUCGUAUGGGCUUACAACAAAAUCGAAUGCAAGUAAAUCAAAUGUUGGUUCAACAAAGUCAAAUGCCUGGUAGACCAACAAUGAUGCAAAUGCAGCGAGUUAGACAUGCACCACCUAACAUGACAAUUCAAGCCCAAAUGCAACCAGCUACAGAUACUCAAUUUUAUCAAACUCAAUCUGUUCAGCAUCGACCAUUACAACAACCAAUCAAUCAACAGCAGCAGCAGCAACAACAACAACAACAACAACAACCUCAAAUUCAACACUUUCAGCAAAGCCCUCAAAUGGCUCAAGGUAACAUGAUGGUUGAUCAAGGUCCUAUUCCCCAACAAAUGCACCAAAUGCACCAAGGUCCACCUUCAAAUCAAAUGCAUGUGACAAUGACUCCAACUCAAUCUCAAUUCGUACCGAGUCCAUCUCAAGGUAUUAUGCCAUCACCAAUGUCUGUUGGUAUGAUGCAAAGAGGAGGACCUGGUUCAAUACCUUCUUUACCUUCAGUCCCAUCACCAGGACAAUUAAAUACACCUCAAAUGAUUCAACAAACUAGUCCAGCUCACCGUCAAAUGGUCAACGAUGAUCAAGCUUAUCAAGAGAAACUGAACAAAUUGCAAAGAUUCAUUGGUCCACUUCGUGCUCGAUUAGAUAGAGAAGAAAAUGACAAGAAAAAAGAUCCAGUUAAGAUAAAAAAUUUACUAGCAAUUAUCUCCGAUGCUGCAAAUCGUGUUCCCAUGGAAGUAUUAGCCAAAUGUGAAUCGUUGUUAGAGAAAAUGGACUUUGGUGGACAAGCAUCAAAUCAACAAAUGUCCAUGAAUCACCAUCAUCAUCAACAACAACAACAACAACAAAAGUUUAUCGGUCAACAAGGAGGCUCACAAAUGACAUCCGAUCAGAACAUUGGUCAACCCUUGAUCGACGCCUUACUUAACAAUAUAAAGAAACCAUUUUUCAAUCACUCUCUUCAUAGGACAUUUUCUCGAGCAGUUUGCUCUCUAUCUAACGGUACACAAAAAGUUCCAAGACCAAAUUCUCCUAAAUUACCUUACACUGUCUACGAAGAGAUUCCACAUACUAUUCAAGGCGAAGUGGCUCGAUUGGAAUCGAAAUUCAAAGUUCAACUUCACCCUAAUCAUCAUCCUGGAUCAAAGAAAAUCUAUUUAAUAUGUCGAUUAGAUGAUGAAGAUUUACCUUGUGUUCCUCCAAUUUCAUUAAUGGUUCCCGACGAUUAUCCCAAUGAACCACCAUUAGUAACAAUCGAUGAUGAGGAAUAUAACGCAGCCCCAUUUCUAAUCGACAUCAAACGAACCUUUACCGGUGCUCUUAGUAAUUUAAACUCAAUUUACUCAAUGACCACUUUACUUGAUUAUUGGGCAAUGUCAGUGCGACAAGCAUGUAACUAUCAACGUCAAUUAAAACCAUCAGAAGCAGCGUAAUUGUAUUAAUCAAAACUCUCAAUCUACUAAUUGUUAUCACGAACCAACACCAACAACAACAAAUCCUCUCGUUAAAUUAAUCGUGUUUCUAUGUGCAUGUUUUUUGGACUGUUGACAAUUGUGUCUCCCUAAUUAUAUAUUUACCAUCGAUUGUAUUUAAUUAUUUACCUGGAACCACAAUUUAAGAUACCAAUGUAAGAAUUAACGAAAAUAUGAGAAAAGAAAGCAAAAAAUUAAUGUACAAACAAUUUACUGUGAAUGAUUAAAUUUCUCUUCUCCUUUUUUUUUCUACCAA
This is a messenger RNA of Panonychus citri (citrus red mite), 2913 nucleotides long. RefSeq names its product mediator of RNA polymerase II transcription subunit 15-like. The record is from RefSeq and is a predicted model, not a curated record. Gene Ontology annotation, molecular function: transcription coregulator activity. The transcript is spliced from 7 exons. The coding region runs from base 144 to 2618 and encodes 824 amino acids. NCBI's taxonomy places the organism in Eukaryota, Metazoa, Arthropoda, Arachnida, Trombidiformes, Tetranychidae. Gene Ontology annotation, biological process: regulation of DNA-templated transcription.